This is a messenger RNA of Olea europaea var. sylvestris, 2253 nucleotides long. RefSeq lists its product as uncharacterized. Gene Ontology annotation, biological process: DNA integration. The transcript is spliced from 3 exons. Gene Ontology annotation, molecular function: nucleic acid binding. The record is from RefSeq and is a predicted model, not a curated record. Lineage: Eukaryota; Viridiplantae; Streptophyta; Magnoliopsida; Lamiales; Oleaceae. Bases 1 to 2253 code for a protein of 750 amino acids.
AUGGCUUUCAUACAAACAGUUUCGUUGUUUACAUAUUCUUCCAGUCAAGUCCCAAUCUUCGAAGGCGAGCAUUAUGAAUACUGGAGCAUCCAAAUGCAAACUUUCUUCAUCUCCUUAGAUCUUUGGCAUGUCAUUGACGAUGAGGAGUACGAAGAACCAUCCGAAGACAAUGAAGAUUACGAAAAAUUGCAAAAAGAAUUUAAAAGAAAAGAUGCAAUGGCUCUCCGCUAUAUUCAACAAGGAGUCGGGAAAUCAAUUUUCCCUCGUAUCUUUGGUGUUAAAAAAGCCAAAGAUGCUUGGGAAAUAUUGAUGCAAGAAUUUCAAGGAAUGGAGAAAAUGAUCGCCUUGAAACUUCAAUCCUUAUGGACAGACUUUGAUAAUCUCCAAAUGGAAGAACGAGAAUCGGUUCGUGUUUUUUCUUCACGAGUAGCCGAGACAGUAAAUCAAAUCAAAAGCUGUGGUGACACAAUUACAGAUAAAAGAGUCGUGGAGAAAAUGUUAAGAUGCCUUCCUCCAAAGUUUGACCAUGUUGCAGCCGCAAUUGAAGAAUCGAAAGACUUGUCCAAAAUGACCAUUUAUGAGUUAACCGGGUCACUUCUUGCCCAUGAGCAAAGGAUCAAUCGUUCGAGUAACCAAUCUACUACCGAACAAGCUUUCCAAUCAAAGCAAACAUCAAAAGGAGGAUCGAACAACUAUGGAGAACACAACAGAGGCUCAAAUCAAACAAAACAAAAAGAUAGCUAUUGGAAGAAGGGUGACAAGCAAAGCAAAUGGAAAGGCAAGCAAACACAAAUUUCUGGUGGUAACAAUCCAACUUGCAUAAUUUGCAAAAAAAUGAAUCAUGAAUCAAAGGAGUGCUACUUUAGAUGCAAAAGGUGCAAGAUCCCCAAUCAUUCUCAAAGGGAUUGUUGGUUUCAAAAUAAAGAGAUGACAGAAAGAAAAAGUGCAGCAAACUUUUCUCAAGAGAAUGAAAAGGAAAUUCUGUUUUAUUCUCAAAAUUAUGAAAAUGGAGCUCAAAGCCCUUGGUAUUUGGAUAGCGGUUGUAGCAAUCACAUGACGGGGAAUCGCGACAUCUUUGUGGACCUUAAUCCAAAUAUUACUUCACAAGUAAUUCUUGGCGAUGGAACAUGUAGAGAUGCGGUAGGAAAAGGCACCAUUGCUGUCCAAAUUAAAGAAGGUAACAAGAAACUCAUCACAGAUGUUCUUUAUGUUCCCAAUCUUUCUCAUAAUCUCCUAAGUGUUGGACAACUUAUUCAAAGUGACUUCUCUGUCCACUUUGAUGAUGGUGCAUGUAAAGCAAGAGACGAAGAUUUGGUGUAUUUGUGGCAUUUACGAUAUGGUCAUCUUCAUGAAAGAGGCCUUCGUUUACUCCAAAUGAAAAACAUGGUGACGGGACUUCCUAACAUCCAACACAUAGACAAAAUAAAAAAUGGCAUCAAAAGACAAUUAACUGUGAGUCGAACUCCGCAACAAAACGGCGUGGCCGAAAGAAAAAAUCGUACAAUUGUUGAAAUGGCAAGAAGCAUGCUAAAGGGCAAAGGACUUCCAAAUCUGUAUUGGGCAGAAGCUGUAAAUACGGCAGUAUACAUUCUCAAUCGGUCUCCAACAAAGGCUGUACGGAAUAAAACUCCAUACGAAGCUUGGAACAAAAAGAAGCCAAUGGUUGAUCACUUCAAAAUAUUUGGCAGCAUUGCUUAUGCUCUUAUCCCUUCUCAAAAUCGGGAGAAAUUUGACGAGAAAGGACAAAAACUUGUCUUUGUUGGAUCUAGUGAUGAAUCUAAAGGAUAUUGGUUAUUAGAUCCAACUACAAACAAAAUUACAGUUUCACGAGACGUUGUUUUUGAUGAAGCUGCAUCUUGGGAUUGGAAAGGGAAAGAAGUUGUGGACCAGACACCAUACCAUUUUGUUGAUCCAUUAACAUUUCAAGCAGGUCCGUCACAAGUUGGAAAUUUAGAGCAUAAUCCAAACCCUACUCCAAGAAGUGAGGAAGAAUCUGAUCCAGAAAGCCCUCCAAGAAAGACACGUUCACUACAAGACAUAUAUGAGUCAUGUGAACUUGGGUUGUUCUCUAGGGAACCACAAUCAUUUGAAGAAGCCUCAAAAGAAGUAUGCUGGACAAAAGCCAUGAAUGAAGAAAUGUCCACAAUCGAGAAAAACAAAACUUGGAAGCUUGUUGCCUUGCCAGAAGGGAAGAAAAUCAUUGGACUCAAGUGGGUCUAUAAAAUAAAAUACAAUGAAGAUGGGUCGAUCUAA